This is a messenger RNA of Penicillium digitatum Pd1, 1389 nucleotides long. Its product is annotated as B-type cyclin nimE. The record is from RefSeq and is a predicted model, not a curated record. Gene Ontology annotation, cellular component: cyclin-dependent protein kinase holoenzyme complex; cytoplasm; nucleus. Gene Ontology annotation, molecular function: cyclin-dependent protein serine/threonine kinase regulator activity. Gene Ontology annotation, biological process: regulation of cyclin-dependent protein serine/threonine kinase activity; mitotic cell cycle phase transition. NCBI's taxonomy places the organism in Eukaryota, Fungi, Ascomycota, Eurotiomycetes, Eurotiales, Aspergillaceae.
AUGAAUGAGAAUGAUGAGAACGGUCCGUCAACGCGUGUGACGCGAGCCAAGACAGCUGCGCUCAGCACUGAGAUCUCAGCCGCUGGAGCCAAGAAACCCUUGCAGACCAAGCGAACCACGUCAGCUGCCACUGCUAAUGGAUCCCAACGUCCCCGUGCUGCCCUCGGCGAUGUCAGCAAUGUCAACAAAGCGGAUGGUGCUGAGACGAAGGCUGGAAAGAAAUCUGUCGCUGUCAAGGCUGGUUUGACCUCAAAGGCAACUGUCCAGACAGGAGGUGUUCAGAAGCUGAGCCGCACCAACUCCUCACGAACUGGGACCCGCUCUGCCCUCCAACCCCGUGACUCUAACAAGAAGCCUGCUAGCAACGCCAACAAGCGCCCCUCGCUCAAGGAUACAGCUCUCCAAGAGGAUGAGCCUCCCCGCAAGAAGGCCGAUCUUGAGCGAAAGACCCGAACUAUCGAGAAGAUCGUGGAAGAACCAGCGGUGAAGGAGCCGGAGAUCAGUGUGAAGGAUGCGUUGAAUCACGCCGUGCAGGACCUGGAUACUGAGGACUUGGAUGAUCCAUCAAUGGCCGCCGAAUAUGUGGUUGAGAUCUUCGAAUAUCUCAAGGAUCUUGAGAUCAUCACCCUUCCCAACCCUGAUUACAUCGACCAUCAGCCCGAUCUUGAAUGGAAGAUGCGUGGGAUCCUUGUCGACUGGCUAAUUGAAGUGCACACCCGUUUCCGUCUCCUUCCCGAAACCUUGUUCCUUGCUGUCAAUAUUAUUGAUCGCUUCCUAUCAGCAGAAGUGGUUGCCCUCGAUCGUCUCCAGCUAGUUGGUGUUACUGCCAUGUUCAUUGCAUCCAAGUAUGAAGAGGUCCUCUCUCCUCACGUCGCCAAUUUCAGCCAUGUCGCCGAUGAGACUUUCUCGGACAAGGAGAUUCUCGAUGCCGAACGUCACGUCCUCGCCACACUCGAGUACAACAUGAGCUUCCCUAACCCCAUGAACUUCCUGAGACGCAUCUCCAAGGCCGACAACUAUGACAUCCAAACCCGCACCCUGGGAAAGUACUUGGUGGAGAUUAGUCUCCUGGAUCACCGUUUCAUGGGCUUCCCACAAAGCCACAUUUCUGCUGCAGCGAUGUACCUUGCACGUCUCAUCCUCGAGCGUGGACCUUGGGAUGUCAAUCUCGCUCACUAUUCUGGUUACACCGAAGAGGAGAUCCAUCCUGUCUUCCAGUUGAUGGUUGACUACCUCCGCCGGCCUGUCUCCCACGAAGCCUUCUUUAAGAAAUACGCCAGCAAGAAGUUCCUCAAGGCUUCUAUCUUGACUCGCCAAUGGGCCAAGAAGUAUCACCACCUGUACGUCGACAGCUCUGAGCAGAGCAGUUGCGCCAAGGAUGAACAGUAA